This is a messenger RNA of Ilyonectria robusta, 1560 nucleotides long. RefSeq names its product major facilitator superfamily transporter. Gene Ontology annotation, cellular component: plasma membrane. The record is from RefSeq and is a predicted model, not a curated record. The coding region runs from base 1 to 1560 and encodes 519 amino acids. Gene Ontology annotation, biological process: allantoate transport; tripeptide transport; dipeptide transport. The transcript has 3 exons. Gene Ontology annotation, molecular function: allantoate transmembrane transporter activity; dipeptide transmembrane transporter activity. NCBI's taxonomy places the organism in Eukaryota, Fungi, Ascomycota, Sordariomycetes, Hypocreales, Nectriaceae.
AUGGGUUCCAUCGAAGACCAACCAAGGCCUCAAUCUGGCGCCGAGGCUCAACAAGAAGACACUCAAUCACGUCAUGCCGACAACGACAUGGCCAAACGGGUGCUGAGGAAGAUCGACUACAACAUCAUCCCCGUGCUAUUCGUCACCUACAUGUUCAACUUCAUGGACAAGACCAUCUUAUCCAGCGCGUCAGUCUUUGGCCUGCGAGAAGACACUAACCUCGUUGGCCAGCAGUACAGCUGGGUAUCCAGCAUCUUCUACUUCGGCUACUUCGCCUGGACGUACCCAACCUCUCUUCUCAUCGCCAGCCUCCCGGUGGCCUGGUACAUGACGGCCAACACGCUCUUCUGGGGCGCCAUUGUCGCCGUCACAGCGGCCUGCACCAACUACGGCGGCCUCUUGACGGUGCGCUUCCUCCUGGGUGUCUGCGAGGCCACCAUCACGCCCGCCUUCAUGUUCCUCACGUCGACGUGGUACACGCGCGACGAGAUCCCCACGCGGACCGGCAUAUGGUUCGCCGGGAACUCCAUCGGCGGCAUGGUCGCGAGUCUGCUGGCCUUUGGGAUCGGCCACAUCGACGACAGCGUUGGUGCAUGGAACUGGAUGUAUAUUAUCCUCGGCGUCCUGACCUUCUUGUGGGCCCUUGCGAUUUGGUACUUCCUCCCCAACACCAUCUCGUCGGCGCGCUUUCUUUCUCCCGAAGAGAGGCAAUAUGCUGGCGAUCGGGUCGUUAUCGCCGGCACUGGUCGCACCGAGGAGUCGCAUUGGCGAUGGGACCAGUUCAAGGAAGCCCCUAUUGAUCCCAAAACCUGGCUCGUCUUCGGCAUCGAGCUUGUCCAGAGCAUCCCCAACAGCGGCACCCAAAACUUUGCAAACCUGGUCAUCAAAUCCUUCGGCUUCACCAGCUUGCAGUCGACCCUGAUCAACAUCCCAUACUCGAUCCUGGCGGCGCUGGUCAUCUUCGGCACGGGCUGGCUCGCGGGCCGCUUCCGCAAGAUGAACUGCAUCCUCAUCGUGUGCGUCGUCAUCCCCUGCAUCGUCGGCUCGGCCGUCAUCUACUCCCGCGACCAGAUCCCCGCAAAGGGCGUGCACCUGUUCGCCUACUUUCUGCUCUGCACCGGCCCGGCCGUCAUGCCGCUGGCCCUGUCGCUGGUGCAGGCCAACUGCCGCGGCGUGACCAAGAAGAUGACCAUGUCUGCGCUUCUCUUCAUCGCCUACUGCGCGGGCAACAUCGCCGGCCCGCAGUUCUUCAAGGCGUCCGAGGAGCCGCACUACAACACGGCCUUCCGGACCAUCAUGAUCUGCUACGUGCUGGUUGCUGUUCUGGCAAUGACUCUGCGCGUGUAUCUGCAGUGGAUGAACAAGAAACGAGCUGGUGCUGAGGGGUUCGAAGGGUCGGCUAGUAGUUCUGGUGCCGUCGGUGGCGGCAAGGUAGUCCCUAGCGAUGCUAGGCCUGACCAGGCGGACCUUGCUGCCAUGGUUGACAAUGUCGAGCUGCGUGCAGAGGACUACGAGGAUGUUACGGACUGGAAUAUUUCAGGCUUUAGAUAUCGUCUGUAG